Messenger RNA from Mesorhabditis spiculigera, 441 nucleotides. The record is from the annotation of a GenBank genome assembly. Lineage: Eukaryota; Metazoa; Nematoda; Chromadorea; Rhabditida; Rhabditidae.
AUGUUCGUCUGGAUCGCCGUCGGCAUCAAUCUGGGUACGGGGCUGCUGAUCAUCCUGGCCGACAUCAUCCUGCUGCUCAUGUUCCGCGUCAAGAACCGCGACUACGAGAUGGACACGUUGAAGCGCAGCUUCCAGCGCGUACGCGACGCGGCUGGGGAGGCGCGGACGCCCGCGUUGGGCAUCUACUUGUUGUGUAAACAGCUAAAAAUGACGGACGAGGAGAUCCUGGCCGAGUACGAGAAGGAUUGGGGCGAGCGUAAGCUUAUUGUACAGUCGGUGACGGGCAAGGACUGUUCGGUGGACAACUAUUUCCUGAACCGCUACAUGUCCCGUUUCAUGCAGUACGGAUACGCGGAGGAGGGCGUCCUCAUCACGGCGUUGAGGGCUCGCAUCGCUGAGACGGCGAAGAAAGACGAGGAGAAGAAGGACGAAGAGAAGAAA